Molecule: messenger RNA, 1546 nt
Organism: Prunus dulcis (almond)
Lineage: Eukaryota; Viridiplantae; Streptophyta; Magnoliopsida; Rosales; Rosaceae
Product: zinc finger protein 4-like
Exons: 2
Coding region: 540-1322 (260 amino acids)
Biological process (GO): negative regulation of abscisic acid-activated signaling pathway
Source: RefSeq, a predicted model, not a curated record
UCUCUCUCUCUCUCUCUCUCUCUCUCUCUCUCAUCUCAUUGAUUUGAUUUGUUUCAUACUAAUAGGUAGCUGUUGGAGAGUGGAAGAGCCCAAAAUUCAACAAAAAUAGUGGUUAAGUGUGUUAUCUGAUUUUUCCUUUUCUCUGUCUGAUAUCUUUCUGACUUUACACCAUCAUCCCCAUCCCUCCUACCACUUCUUUCCCAUAAUUGUACACCUUUCUCUGUCUCUGCCUUCCUUCCCCCAUCUUAUCCUCAUUUAUUUCUCCCUUAAUUCCUUUUACCCACUCCUUUUCUGGUAAAAAAUAUUUGCGAAGAAACCCAGAUAAGAUAAUAGGCCCGUCUCUUUAGUCCUUGUGGUGGUGGUACUGGCACUUCCCUUAAGUGGCAUGAGGCAUAUCCCUAAACCAUAGCCCUGCAACUUCAAGACUAUGUAUGCAAAGAGCUAGCUGACGACGACACUGUCAGCAGUUCCUUCAAUUCUUCGUCUGAUUUCUGAUAUAUAGAAGAAACAAGUUCGCGACUUCACUGUCCUGCUGAAACAUGGUCACACCAAACUUGAACUUGGAAUAUGAAAAUGAUUCGGAAGUUACAAGCCAAGAAAAUUUCAACAUCCCUCUGCAAGAAGAAUCCCAUGAUCUCUCUAAGGAUAGCACCACCACUUCUUCCUGCCUCACAAAUCAGACAAACCUCCAACAAGAAGAUCCGGGGCCUAUUUCCCUCAACUUGACACUCCAGUUUAGCUCCCGUGACAUUGAAUUGAAGGGCACAGGGGAGACUAGCAGUGCUGAAGGAGCUGCACCCCCUACUUCAGAAGCAACAAUGCCAAGGGUGUUCUCAUGCAACUACUGCAAGCGUAAGUUCUAUAGCUCACAGGCACUUGGUGGCCAUCAGAAUGCUCACAAGAGAGAGAGGACAAUGGCCAAGCGUGCUAUGCGUAUGGGAAUGUUUCCUGACAGGUACACUAGCUUGGCAUCCCUUCCCCUGCAUGGUUCUGCUGCUUCUGCAUUUCGAUCUCUUGGUAUCGAAGCUCAUGCUGCAGUGCACCAAAACAUUAUGAUACCAUCCGAUCAGAGGCUCCCUGUCCCUGACACGAGAGGUGUGGCAAGGUUUCAGCAAGGCUAUUUUGGAGUGCCAAUGUUUAUGGAAGAGGAUGAUGUGGGUAUGAUUUGGCCUGGGAGUUUCCGUCAGGUGGGUGAGGGAGUUGGAGGUCGUCAUUCGAAUAUGCAGUUUUCUCAAAAUCCAACAAUGAAUUCAGGAGGAUCCACCAUGCCACCAAAUACAAAGACAAGUUCAUCUUCACCUGAUCUUACUUUAAAGCUCUGAGAUUUUUGUUUUCUGUUUAGAUAUAUUUCCUUUUAGACAUGCUGCCAUGCCAUGAAUAGUAUUAUUAACUUUGUACAGUGAGAUAUGCAUUUUUAACGGCUGCAGAUUUCUAAAUUUUUUAUGGCUGUAUUUGUUUCUUUUAUAAGGAUGUUGUUCUUGGUGUUUAUUGCUACUGAUGUAUAACAAGUUUUGGAGGUGAAGAUGAUUGAUAAGCCUUGUGAUGA